Molecule: messenger RNA, 1995 nt
Organism: Talaromyces marneffei
Lineage: Eukaryota; Fungi; Ascomycota; Eurotiomycetes; Eurotiales; Trichocomaceae
Exons: 6
Coding region: 1-1995 (664 amino acids)
Biological process (GO): endocytic recycling; retrograde transport, endosome to Golgi; Golgi to vacuole transport
Cellular component (GO): GARP complex
Molecular function (GO): syntaxin binding
Source: RefSeq, a predicted model, not a curated record
AUGUGGCUUGAUCGUCUCUCCAACCAUUCUACACCAUCAUCAGGGACACCUCCGACGUUCACCAAUCGACACCCUUCACCAAAUCGCAGACCAUCACGAACCCCUUCUCAGAGCUACCGACCGAGUCUGCACCCACGCUCCUCGUCGACAUCCCUACUACUUACGCCUAAUGACUCUACCGCUUCUUUACCAACCACUACUCGACAUGUCUCCAAUGGAACAUCACAAAGAUCAGUCUUCGUACGCACACCCCCAGGCGAGGUUGCUAAUCCGCUGGAAGUCUUGAAUAGUAUUAUUGGGAAGCAGACGACAGAUAAGCCCAUCGAAGCCUCUGCCGAAAAGCCAGCUGAGUUGGUUGAAGCUAUCGACUUUGGAGAUUUAAGUCUAGAGGAGUUUAUGAGUCGCGGACAGGAAUCCGGUGGUCUUUUGAGCAGCGAGGCCGGGGUUGGGACAAUUGAACAAUUUGCAGGAGAUCAAGACAAGUUUCAAGAGCUACAUAAUGCUAUUGCAGAUUGUGAUGAGGUACUCAAAUCCGUGGAAUCCUACCUUUCCGACUUUCAGACCGAGCUCGGCAUCGUUUCUGCCGAAAUCGAAACCCUUCAGACCCGAUCAGUCCAAUUAAAUGCCAAGUUAGAAAACCGAAGGAAUGUCGAACGGCUGCUUGGUCCCGCAGUCGAGGAUAUCAGCAUAUCUCCAAACGCAAUUCGCACGAUAACAGAUGGUCUGAUUGAUGAAAAGUGGGCCAAAGCCCUUAGUGAGAUUGAGGCUCGCAGUGCAAGCAUUGAGAAAUCAACUGGGUCACCACUAAAAGCUGUGGAUGAUGUCAAGCCACUUCUAGUCGAGUUGAAGAAUAAGGCAACAAUUCGUAUUCGUGAUUAUCUGGUCUCUCAGAUCAAAGCUAUGCGUUCACCAAAUAUGAAUGCUCAAUACAUACAGCAACAUCAUUUGGUCAAAUACAAAGAUUUGUACUCUUUUCUAACCAGGACACACCCAACUCUUUCAGAAGAAAUCACUCAAGCAUAUGUUAAUACAAUGAGGUGGUAUUAUCUGUCAAACUUUACUCGUUAUAGCCAGGCUUUGGAGAAGUUAAAGCUCCAUCCAUCCGAUACAAAUAAUGUUCUAGGUGGAGACCCGUCAGCGCAAAGAGGAGGGACGGGCCCAGGUGGUAGAGGUAUUUCACAUGAUCCUUUCACUAUUGGAAGACGUAUCGAUGUCUUGAAAACCGGCAAUCCUAUCGCUAUCAGCUCAUACAUUGCUGAAGAAGAUAAAUCGGUACAUGGAUUUGAGGUGCCAUUUCGACAUUUCAAUCUUGCUCUGGUUGACAAUGUAUCAGCUGAGUAUUCUUUUUUGACAGAGAUGUUUUCAGUGAGGUCAUAUCAGCAAAUAUCGCGAAAAGCAGCCGAAAUCUUUGAGCCUGUCUUUGCACUCGGACAGACAGUCACAAAACAUCUGGUUGAAAACACCACGGAUUGCUUAGGUGUACUUUUGUGUGUACGACUGAACCAGCGUGCGGCGUUCGAGCUCCAACGGCGAAAGGUACCGGUUGCAGAAUCUUACAUCAAUGGAAUCAAUAUGCAGCUUUGGCCCCGAUUUCAGAAAAUCAUGGACUUACACUGUGACUCUUUGAAACGCCUUGCCUCGGGCGCGGCCAGAAGCUCCGUAUCAGCACUAUCUCUAACAGACGAUUCAAAACAAUCGUCUGCCCCGCAUUUCCUAACUCAACGUUUUGGUCAGCUUUUGCAUGGCAUCUUGUCUCUGAGCAGCGAAGGCGGUGAUGACGAGCCGGUCUCGAUCAGCCUUGGUCGGUUACGAGGCGAAUUUGACGCAUUAUUGACCAAACUCAGUCGAGGAUCUGGUGACCCAAAGCGACGAGAACGGUUCUUGUACAAUAAUUACUCUUUGAUUUUGACUAUAAUAAGCGACACGGAUGGCAAACUCGCAGCAGAACAGAAAGAGCACUUUACGAAACAACUCAAGAAUGCGUCGAAGCGCUAA